AUGCGGGAGCGCCGUGGUGGGCGGCUGGGAGCCGCACUUGGGAUGCAUCGGCCUCCCGACGGACUGCACGGAGUUGCGGUCCCGCGCCAAGAAGCUCGCCGAGCUCCUGCAGCAGGCGACGCGGGCCGAGCUGAACGAGUGCCCCGCCACACACGUCAAAGCCGACACGGAGAGGGCGCUCCACGAGGCCGCGGGCAUGGCCGCACGCUGCUUCCAGAGCCACCCCCGCCUCCGCCGCUUCUUCACGUCUUCGACACCGCGCUCGCCAUCCGACGUCCAAAAACCUUUUCACGGAGUCCUCGCCAUGCUGAGCCGCUGCUCAGAGCUGCACAGCACGCCGCGCCGCCGCAGAAGUCUCGUGCCACACUUACCACACUAGCCCUCCCGCACCGCGUGCAGCUCAUGCGCAGCCCUCCCGCAUGUCGCCGUCAUCAGCCCCUUCCCGGAGAAGGCGGGAUUCGAGUUGUCCCAGAGAAGAUGGAGUCCCGCGCAGAGUCAGAUCUCUCCGGCGUCGCGUCGUCCCGGAGGAGUGGGAGGAGAUGGGGACAGGCAUGCUACUCGCCGCCGUGGAGGAGAUGGGCGCCACCAUCUCAGGCGCAGUGCAAGACCUUGCCGGCAAGGGACCAUGCUCUUCCGCAUCGACAUGCUCACCUCCGCGGUCUGCCGCCGCCAGCACGCAUCCACGCACGUCCAGCAGGCUGA
Messenger RNA from Miscanthus lutarioriparius, 702 nucleotides. The record is from the annotation of a GenBank genome assembly. Lineage: Eukaryota; Viridiplantae; Streptophyta; Magnoliopsida; Poales; Poaceae.